This is a messenger RNA of Dufourea novaeangliae, 2928 nucleotides long. Its product is annotated as cyclic nucleotide-gated cation channel alpha-3-like. The transcript is spliced from 13 exons. Gene Ontology annotation, molecular function: intracellularly cAMP-activated cation channel activity; cGMP binding; intracellularly cGMP-activated cation channel activity. NCBI's taxonomy places the organism in Eukaryota, Metazoa, Arthropoda, Insecta, Hymenoptera, Halictidae. Gene Ontology annotation, cellular component: intracellular cyclic nucleotide activated cation channel complex; plasma membrane. Gene Ontology annotation, biological process: monoatomic cation transmembrane transport. Bases 19 to 2928 code for a protein of 969 amino acids. The record is from RefSeq and is a predicted model, not a curated record.
CUGGAUCACCUCCGUGGAAUGUCUUCGAGCGCCAAGCGGCUGGUGCAGUCGCUUAGGGGCCGCAGUGGAGGUGGUAGAGGCAACGGUGGUGUUGGUGGCGGGGAAGGAAGUGGCGGCGGUGGCGGUGGUGCCAGCACCAGCGCGACCAGAUUGUGCCAUUACGACAGCGGGCACGAGCUCGAUGAGAUCUCGGUGGUCGGCGGUACCAUCAGGGGUAGCGAGGGUUUGCCUACCCCUACAACACCCUGUCACUGCGGUGGUCACAAAUAUGGAAGCGGACAAACGCUGUAUAGCAUUGCUGGAUUGGUACCCCCUGCGCCCGACGCACCUACGCAUGGACCCCACUCAAGUAUGAUGACAUCGAGUGAUGGCGGUGGUAUGAGGGAUCGGUUCACGGGCGGUUCUACUUCCGCCCUGAGCUGCGGGGGUGAGAAGCUCAGCGACGACAAGCAAGGAAGAAUAGGAGACUACAAGCCAAGGAUUAGAAGGGAAAGGGACGAAGACACAAAAAGUGCGGAUAAUGUUUCCAGGAGCGGUUUGCCUUGUAGACAAAGUCUCUUAGAACUAGUCAGUGGCAAAUGUAUGAAUCGCCACAUGCCCAUGCAGCAUUACCAUCAGCAACAACAGGUGUACUCUGUGUCGCAGCGAUACUUCAGCUCGUCCCGCGACUCGCUGCAGGAGGCUUACGUGAACUGCGGUGUAAGCGAUCUCGACAUAAGCCGCAAAUCAAAGAAGAGGGACCAUCUGAAGGGCAGAUUCAAGCUGCACACGGUCGCGCUCACACCCACCCGCGAACAGCCGCACCUGCACACGCCGGUGUCUGCCAAUCAUCUCAGCAAUAGCAGUUGCAACGGCACUGAAACCAGAUACACGGUGCACCAGCAACAACAACAACGUGGUAGCAGAGGUUAUCCUGGACAAUCGGGAACAAAGGGAUUUCGUACUGGUGCCCCUAACUGGUCUUUCAUCUUCGACCCUGCAGGACGUCUCUGUUACUACUGGUCAAUGGUGGUAUCCCUUGCCUUUCUGUACAACUUCUGGGUUAUCAUCUAUAGGUUUGCCUUCCAAGAGAUAAAUGGCGAAACGCGGUGGGUGUGGUUCUGCCUGGAUUACUUCUCCGAUUUUUUAUACGUGUUGGACAUAGUAUUUCACAUUCGAACGGGAUAUUUGGAAGACGGUGUUCUGCAAACCGAUGCGACAAAGCUGCGGAACCAUUAUACAAACAGCACCACAUUUUACAUGGACAUCCUGUGCCUGUUACCCCUCGACUUUUUAUACUUAUCUAUAGGAUUCAACAGUAUACUGCGAAGUUUUAGACUUGUAAAAAUAUAUCGGUUCUGGGCGUUCAUGGAUAGAACUGAGCGACACACGAACUAUCCGAAUUUAUUCCGCUCCACCUCCUUGAUACAUUAUUUACUGGUGAUCUUUCACUGGAACGGGUGCCUCUAUCACAUUAUUUAUAAGAACAACGGCUUCGGCAGUAAAAACUGGGUGUUCAGUGACUCCGAAACGGCGGAUGUCGUGAAACAAUAUUUACAAAGUUACUAUUGGUGCACAUUGGCUCUCACAACCAUCGGCGAUUUACCCCGACCGAGAAGCAAAGGCGAGUAUUUGUUCGUAAUAGUUCAACUGCUGUUUGGUCUGCUGCUGUUUGCCACCGUGCUCGGACACGUGGCCAACAUUGUUACUUCCGUCAGCGCGGCCAGGAAAGAGUUUCAGGCAAAGUUGGAUGGUGUGAAAACGUACAUGAGAAUGAGAAGAGUGCCAAAACAUCUGCAAGUGAAAGUAAUCAAGUGGUUUGACUACCUCUGGUUAACGCAAAAAUGUUCGGAUGAAGAAAAAGCUGUCAGCUGUCUUCCCGACAAACUAAAAGCCGAGAUCGCAAUAAACGUGCAUCUGGAUACAUUGAGGCGGGUCGAGAUUUUUCAGAACACGGAGGCUGGCUUCUUGUGCGAGCUCGUUCUAAGAUUGCGGCCCGUUCUUUUCUCACCUGGUGACUACAUUUGUCGCAAAGGUGAGGUAGGAAAGGAGAUGUACAUAGUGAACAGGGGAAGACUGCAGGUAGUGGCUGACAAUGGGAAGACAGUCCUCGCUACACUUAAGGCGGGUUCCUACUUCGGGGAGAUCAGCAUUCUCAAUAUGGGGACUGCAGGUAAAGAGUGCGGUAACCGGCGAACAGCCAGCGUGCGGUCGGUGGGCUACUCGGACCUCUUCGUUCUUAGCAAGAAGGAUAUGUGGGACGUGCUAAAGGAGUACCCUGCUGCACGGAUCCGCCUUGAAGCAAUUGCAGUGAAAAGAUUGGAGAAGUACAAAAGGGCACCUUUGGAGAAGGCUGCAAUGGGACGCUGCCAGAGCACGCCAGGACUCGUGGAAUCACGUGGUCGUAUACCGUUAGAGGAGAUGUGGGUUUCGCCUGUGGACAUGAAGUCACCUCAUACGUAUUCAGCCAGUCACUCAUUGUACUCCCCUAGCCCAAGUCCGGUAAUAUCACGCAGUUUGCUGAGCACUGGAAAUAAUGUCAACGCGAACAACGUUGGAAGGAACGUGGAGAGUCCGAUGAGUGCCACAAGCAGCGGCCACAGCAGCGAGAAUCAAACCGCCAAGGUACCACAGACUGCUGCUACACAACCCUCCACUGGCAGACAAUCUACUUACUCUGGCAUGACCUGUAACAGCAUGACACAAUUGAUCAGCGAAGGUGCUACACCGCUGUUAGGCACUCACGAUGCACUACUAGCCGAGAUCAAACGUUUACGGGAACGAUUGAUCUGUCUAGAAACUGAAAACGCAGCAAUGAGUGUAAAGCUCAAUCAACAGCAAUGGGAAGUGGAACAUCGAUUGACUGAAAUUGAGAUGCAGAUUUGUGGUGCCAGCUCGACAUCCAGCGUAGAAGACAACAACGAGAGGAACCGAGAAAGUAUCAUUUAA